This is a messenger RNA of Penicillium paradoxum, 1251 nucleotides long. RefSeq lists its product as uncharacterized. NCBI's taxonomy places the organism in Eukaryota, Fungi, Ascomycota, Eurotiomycetes, Eurotiales, Aspergillaceae. Bases 1 to 1251 code for a protein of 416 amino acids. The record is from RefSeq and is a predicted model, not a curated record. The transcript has 2 exons.
AUGUCCGCCACCCUGACAUUAAGGGCGCUGGUAUUAGCAGCCCUUCUGCUAGUUCUAGUGCCCUGCUGUUCUGCGUUCCGAUUUGAUAAGUCUCGUCAUGAAGAUGUCCAUGCAUCGGAUCACCAGGACAUUUAUUCUGCAGAGGCAGAUAUUAUGAUCAAACAUGAUAAGAGCGAGGAAGGAGAGAACCACGGCGAUAUUAAAGUGCCAGAUGGCGCUAGAUUCACGUCAUUCAAGGUUAACGAGAAGGGCGACGAGGAAAUUCCAGGUUUCAUCUCAAAAGAUCUGGAAGACGACGCUGUCGAGCAUCUCUUUAUUGUUCUCCAUGGAAGACUAAGAGAUGGAAACAGCUACUGGAAGAUGCUGCACAACUCCAUCAACCAGGCCAGAGAAGACAACUUCACCGGAACAGACCGCAAAAUGGCAGUUCUCGCCCCGCAGUUCUUCUCAAAGAAAUUCAACUCCGGCCAAUAUAAGAAGAACCAGCUGGCCUGGGAUGACUUGAACGCUUGGCAGCCAGGCGGCCAAGCUAUUCACCCCGAAAACACAACCCUUACCUCUUUCGACGUCUUGGACGGCCUCGUCAAGCUCCACUCAGACAAGGAGAGGUACCCUAGCCUAACAAACGUCACCAUCGUUGGCCAUGGUGGCGGUGGCCAGCUCGCCCAGCGAUACUCAGCUCUGGGUAACGAUCCCCCCGAGAACGUCCACGUUCGAUACAUCCACGGCGACCCAUCAUCCUGCAUGUACUUCACCGAAGACCGCCCUGUCCUCUCAGACACCGAUGCCUCGAAGAAAACUUGCGAAUCCUACAAUAUCUGGCGAUACGGCUUCGACCACUUCCCCGGCACGGGAGGCAAGCGCAUGACCCCAAAGGACUACUUCAAGCAGUACGUCAGUCGAGACGUUGUCUCAAUUGUCGGAUUGCAGGAUACCGGAAGCGCAGGUGACACGAGCUGCAUGGCGCAGGUCCAAGGAGGCCAGAAUCGACGUGCUCGCAACCUGAUCUGGUUCCGGUACAUCAACUCGCUUGCGCGCACGGACGAAGACCUAUCUGGAUUCCCGGGUUCAUUCAAGAAUCUUCCUGAUUGGAGUGACGCGGUGGAUGGAAAGAGUCAUCUACGACUCCUUGUUGUUGAGGAUGUGGCUCACAAUGCGGAGGAGCUGUUUGAAGGAGAUCUUGGACGAGCGGCGCUCUUCCACGAUCGUGAUAUUGAUCAAGGCUGGCGUCCCAAGAAGGAUGAUAACUAG